Verruconis gallopava is the source of this 2293-nucleotide messenger RNA. RefSeq lists its product as hypothetical. Bases 1009 to 1971 code for a protein of 320 amino acids. The transcript is spliced from 5 exons. Gene Ontology annotation, molecular function: antiporter activity. Gene Ontology annotation, cellular component: Golgi apparatus; trans-Golgi network; endosome. NCBI's taxonomy places the organism in Eukaryota, Fungi, Ascomycota, Dothideomycetes, Venturiales, Sympoventuriaceae. The record is from RefSeq and is a predicted model, not a curated record.
UUGGGCCUGCUGAGCGGCGGAAGACGAAGCCAGAGUUGCUGGUUGUCUCGCCGUGGCAUGUAGAAAAAGGCACCCGACCUGCGCGUGUUCGUCCUUUUGCACAACCUUAAUCGUAAUCCUCUGUCCUUUCGUUUUGGGUGCUGGUGUUUUGCUCGACUCUCUCUCUCUCUCUCUCUCCCUCUGUUUCUUAUUCUCCCUCUGCCUCUCCAAGGACACAAAAAGUGCGCUGUCGUGAACAGCCGCCGUCGUCAUCGCCUACCCUCCCCCCAAUUCCCUCUUUACUUCUUCUGUGCCGACCUUGCUUUGCGCGACAUCCGCGACUUCGAUUCUCGACCCUCGCUUGGCCAAAGAGCAGCCUUUGUAUUUUAUUUCUUCAUUCUAAAGUUGCGAGGUCGGCACCGCGUUUGGCCAUUUGCCCUUGGCUAUUGUGCGCGCUCACAGGAAACGGGUUUGAGGUUUCCCACGCGCUGCACAAUCAAACCAUCCACGCCGACCCACUUUGUGCGGCUCCCCCUUUGGACUUUCUGCACACGUCGCAGUCUGAAACGACCGCCAACUCACCCUUUUCUUUCUCAAUGAGAAUCGUGGACAUGGACGAAAAAGAGAGGCCCUCGGGCGAUAGCCCUCGCUUGAAUGCGUCCUCUUUGUUGCCUCCUCCAGCGACCGAGCAGCAAAAGCGCGCUCUUCGGAUUCCGUCCGCCGUAUACGUGACGUAAGUGCAAGACCCAGCAAAUUGAGUCGACACCCAUUGCAACGGCUGCAGAGUGUUGCGCACAAGUUCUACAGAGCAACAAUUAUGUGCCAUGGCAUGAACGAGCACUCGUUACUCUAUAACAUCCCGCCUUGGGACGAUGCAGCGUGGCUUCAAUGCAAUGAUCGAUCCUCAGCGCCGCGGCUAACAACCGGAGCAGUGCUUGGAUAGCAGCGAGCAGCGGUACCAUCCUCUACAACAAGUGGCUUCUGGACACCCUCAACUUCAGAUACCCGAUCAUCCUCACAACAUGGCACAUGCUCUUCGCAACGAUCAUGACGCAGAUCCUGGCGCGGUCGACCAACAUGCUCGACUCCCGCCACAAGCUGAACAUGAACAAGGACGUUUACAUGAAGGCCAUCUUUCCGAUCGGCUUCUUCUUCAGCCUGAGCUUGAUCUUCGGCAACAAGGCGUACCUCUACCUCUCUGUGGCUUUCAUCCAGAUGCUGAAGGCGACGAAUCCCGUGGUGGUGCUCUUGAUCACCUGGGGUCUCGGCUACAAGCCCUUUGACGGGAAGACACUCGCCAAUGUGUCCGUCAUCGUCAUCGGCGUCAUCAUCGCCUCCUACGGCGAGAUCAAGUUCGUCCUCGCCGGUUUUAUCUGCCAGGCUCUCGCGACAGGCUUCGAGGCCACACGUCUCGUACUCAUCGAGCGCCUCCUGAGCGCGUACAAGAUGGAUGCGCUCGUCUCGCUGUACUACUACGCGCCCGUCUGCACGGUCAUGAACCUCGCUGCGAGCUUGUACUUUGAGUCCCCGACCUUCAGCUGGGACCGGGUUACCGAGGUUGGCUACUUCAACAUGAUCGCCAACGCCGGAAUUGCCUUUCUCCUUAACGUCUCGCUCGUGCUCCUCAUUGGCAAGACCUCCUCGCUCGUGCUCACACUGUGCGGCGUUUUGAAGGACAUCCUCCUCGUCGUAGCAUCUAUCCUGAUCUGGGGCACUCCCGUCACCGCGACCCAGUUCUUCGGCUACAGCAUCGCGCUGGGCGGCCUGGUUCACUACAAGCUAGGUGCCGAAGCCAUCAAGAACCACAUCAUGGAGGCAAACCGCAACUGGCAAGAGUUCGGGCAGAAGAAGCCCGCCGCCAAGCAGGGGAUCAUCAUUGGCACCGUCGUGCUCACCAUCUUCAUCAUGGCUGGCGGUCUGGCGCCCAGCUUUGCGUACAGAAGCGGCACGUACGUGAAGAGCUUGUUGGGAGGGAGCCAGGUCAGCUCAUGAGGCUUUUGUGGUCUGGGUACUAACGCGUGCGGAAGAGAGUGGCGCAAUACAUGUUACAUCAGAUUUUCUUCUUCUCUUUCUUCUUUACACGGGAAACGGGAAAUGGAAAAAAAAGUCGAUAGAGCUGCAUCACUACUUCCCAGUACAAAUUUUCCCCUUCAGGUGGGGUUUUUUUUUCUCGGUGUUAGCCUGGAGUCCCUAUUAAGAACUCUGGCCGUGUAGUUCUUUCUUUUUCAUCAGUGAGGAUAAGAAGAAAAAAUAAGAACAAAAAAAAUUGCAAAGCACGGACUGAGCCAUAAAUUGCUCUCUAUGUGAACCUAAC